Messenger RNA from Eupeodes corollae, 894 nucleotides. RefSeq lists its product as uncharacterized. The transcript has 3 exons. Gene Ontology annotation, cellular component: chitin-based extracellular matrix. NCBI's taxonomy places the organism in Eukaryota, Metazoa, Arthropoda, Insecta, Diptera, Syrphidae. The record is from RefSeq and is a predicted model, not a curated record. Bases 107 to 844 code for a protein of 245 amino acids. Gene Ontology annotation, molecular function: structural constituent of chitin-based larval cuticle.
AUAGGUUUUGAAGGAAGUUUUAAAGAAGUGAAUCUUCAGUAGAAAACAUUCAUUAUUCAAAGUUUGUAUAAGAUAGAAGUGCCUUAUCAGCUUUAAGAAAACAACUAUGAGCUUCACAUUUUUAAUAAUUAUUUUUAUUUUAACAUCAUCGCCUAACUUACUUCUUCAAGUCUGCUCCAACUCAACAACUGCAGCAGCUUUAGAGGAAACAGUAAAGUCAACUUCAAUUCCUCCUAAGCAGACAUCUUACUUUUACCAAGAGCCAAAAGGACCUGGAACAUAUGAGUUUGGUUAUUAUCUAGAGGACAAACCAACAAAUAAUACUCAAUUUCGAAAUGAAACUGGAUCUUCAAAUGGAACUGUUAUUGGAUCUUAUGGGUUUUUACGAGCUGAUGGAUUAUUUACUGUCAUAAAUUAUAUCGCUGAUAUAAACGGCUACAGAAUUCGAAAGAAGAAAAUUGGCUUUAAGAAGAAUGAGCUGUUAUCACCGUCGUCUAAGAUCUCAAAUCAAGCAGCAACUUCUAAUUCUAAACCAAUAACCACAACUUCAGCUACAACCACAGAAAUUCCAGGCUUAAAUCUAACUUCUGGAACUCUACCACCAAUCCUUGUGGAUACAGUUAUGGAUAAAUUUCAAAUUGAUCUAAGUCCAGAUGCUAGUCCUGGUGAUAUUCUUCAUCCAAAUAUUUCGGAAAUUAUAAGUGGAGACCUUCCAUCGAUGAAGACCGAUAAAAAGAAAUCACAACUUGGCUUUGAUGUUGUACAAAAUUUUAUUCCAAGCAAUUUUCCUAUAGCUCCUUUUCAAUUGCCAACUGAAAUGCCAAGUAAAUUGAAGGAUGAUUGAAUUUAAUAUAAAAUUAAGUAAUUGUAAUUAAAAUAAUAGUCGAAAUAUCA